Messenger RNA from Cinara cedri, 405 nucleotides. The record is from the annotation of a GenBank genome assembly. Lineage: Eukaryota; Metazoa; Arthropoda; Insecta; Hemiptera; Aphididae.
AUGAGCAUUCGGAUGGCUGCUGAGGUUGUAAACGCCGAUAAAGAGACCAUCAGAAAAAUUUUACACGACGAAUUGAACAUGAAGAAAGUCUGUGCGAAGUUGGUCCCAAAAAAUUUGACUCCUGAUCAAAAACUCUUCCGUCAACAGAUCUGCUCAGACAUUCUUGAGAGGUUAGAAGAAGAGCCUGAAUUGAUGGAAAACAUCAUCACCUGCGUUGAAACAUGGAUAUUCCAAUACGAUGUCGAAACUAAGCGGCAAUCCAUGUAUUGGAAGACUCCUGCAUCGCCAAGAAUGAAAAAAGCAAGGAUGCUGAAAUCCAAAUUCAAAGCCACGCUGAUCGUUUUCUUCGAUACCAACGGCAUCGUGAUGACUGAAUGGGUUCCAGAGGGUCAAACUGUGAACUAA